Parnassius apollo (apollo) is the source of this 5019-nucleotide messenger RNA. The record is from the annotation of a GenBank genome assembly. NCBI's taxonomy places the organism in Eukaryota, Metazoa, Arthropoda, Insecta, Lepidoptera, Papilionidae.
AUGACAAACGACAUAGGUGACAUAGGAAUGACCAAUACAGAGGCGGACUCUUCGCAAACACACGCACAUGAAGCUACAUCAAGUGCAACACCUGAUGAUGCGGCAUCUAGUAAUGCUGCUACACCGUCGGCUAGUGAAGGACAGGCUUCAAGGCAGUCCAACUUACAGCGCAUUCAACAAAGGAAGCAGCAAGUUUAUAACUGGCCACAUAACAAGAAGCUACUUAAAUUGGCAAUAUAUUCUGCUUGUCAGACACCUGAUUGUACUUGUAAUGGAUGGAAGACCCCUGUACCACAACAAGCUUCUAAAGUUAAUGCAAGAUCAGAUAGUCAGCCAUUAGCAAACUUCACUGACCCUUGUCGCAAUUGUAACCACAUUUUAGAAAAACAUGUAACCCAGUUGCAAGGUUUGGCAGUAUCAGAAGUGAACCGCCUAUUAGGUGCUGUGGUGGAUGUUGAAAAUAUUUUCAUGUCAAUGCAUAGAGAGGAUGAUCAUGAUACAAAACGCGUCUAUUACUAUCUGUUUAAGUUGCUCCGGAAGUGUAUCCUCACACGUUCACACCCUCGUAUCGAAGGUCCACUGGGUCAACCGCCAUUCGAACGGCCCUCCAUAGCAAAAGCAAUAACUAAUUUUGUACUGUACAAAUUUAACACGCUGCCGCAAAGAGAGUGGCAGACUAUGUAUGAUCUGGCCAAAAUGUUCCUGCAUUGUUUUAACCAUUGGAACUUCGAAACACCUAGUGUUAGAAAAUUGCAAGUAUCGAAUCCAGAGGAUAUAUCAGCAUACCAAGUAAACUACACCAGAUGGUUAGUUUUCUGCCACGUUCCGGCGUUCUGUGAUUCUUUGCCGCAUUUUGAAACGUCGCUUGUUUUCGGACGGACGUUACUGCGCGCAGUUUUCAAGUCUGUCUGUCGUCAACUCAUGGACAAAUGCCACUCGGAACGCGACCGUAUGCCGCCGGAGAAAAGGGUACUGGUCCUCACGCACUUCCCUCGAUUCCUGGCCUUGCUUGAAGAAGAAAUAUUUAGCGUCAACUCUCCAAUAUGGGAUCCAGACUACAAACAAGUUCCUCCUAACCAUCUGCAGGCAAUACUCGAAAAUAAAAACACCGGACGUCGCGGUGGGGAGUUCGAACGAGUCACAGCGUCUGGUGAAAGUAAAGACGGAUUUACUACGGUUUCACUGUCAUCAGGUUCAAUAAAACAGGAAGGCUUAAAGCGUGGUGCGGAAUCGCGUUCGGGAGAAACACCCGUCGGUGGUGCGAAGCGACGUCGUCUCGCCGACGACUGUGAUGACGUCAGCGAGCGCACCGUCGCAGAGAUAGUCGCCACCAUCACCGACCCCAACUACAUGUGCGGGCCCGAUGCCCUCUUCCAAAUGCAAGCCCCACGAGAUGAAGCUGCUAAGUUGGAGGAGCAACGCAAGAUGAUAGAGUUCCAUGUCAUAGGCAACUCGCUCACUGGACCCGUUAACAAGCAGACCAUGUUGUGGCUUAUAGGUCUUCAUAACGUGUUCUCUCAUCAGCUGCCCGAGAUGACCAAAGAGUAUAUAUCACAAUUGGUUUUCGAUCCAAAGCAUAAAACAUUGGCUCUUAUCAAAGAAGGGAGACCCAUUGGUGGGAUUUGCUUCAGGACAUUCCAUUCACAGGGCUUCAGCGAAAUUGUCUUCUGCGCUGUGACGUCUAACGAACAAGUUAAAGGCUACGGCACGCAUCUAAUGAACCAUCUCAAGGAUUACCACAUCAGAAACAAUAUCUUGCAUUUCCUGACAUUCGCCGAUGAGUUCGCUAUAGGUUACUUCAAGAAGCAAGGCUUCAGUAAGGAUAUAAAAUUGCCUCGGGCCAUGUACCAGGGCUACAUAAAAGACUACGAGGGCGCCACGUUAAUGCACUGCGAAUUAAACCCGCGCAUUGUUUACACGCAGUUCACGUCUGUUAUACGGAGACAGAAGGAGAUUGUGAAGAAAUUGAUCGACAUGCGGCAGAAGGAGAUAAGGAAAGUUCAUCCUGGGCUCACAUGUUUUAAGGAAGGUGUGCGGAGUAUUCCCGUGGAGUGUAUUCCGGGACUGCGUGACAGCGGCUGGCGUGGCGGCCGCGCGCCCGCCGAGCCCGAGCCCGAUGUCGACCCCGCCGCUUUGCGAGCUGUACUGCACGCUGUGAGUCUACUCUGUGUGCUCAGCUGCGGAGUAUCUGUGGAGCGCAUCCCGGGGCUGCGGGACAGUGGCUGGCGAGCCCGAGUCCGACAUCGACCUCGCGGCCUUGCGAGCCGUGCUGCACGCUGUGAGUCUACUCUGUGUGCUCAGGUGCGGAGUAUCCAUGGAGCGCAUCCCCGGGGCGGCGCGACAGUGGCUGGCGAGCCCGAGUCCGACAUCGACCUCGCCGCCUUGCGAGCCGUGCUGCACGCUGUGAGUCUACUCCUCAGGUGCGGAGAAUCCGUGGAGCGCAUCCUGGGGCUGCGGGACAGUGGCUGGCGAGCCCGAGCCCGACGUCGACCUCGCCGCCUUGCGCGCCGUGCUGCACGCUGGGAGUCUACUCUGUGUGGUCAGGUGCGGAGUAUCCGUGGAGCGCAUCCCGGGGCUACGGGACAGUGGCUGGCGAGUGCGGAGAAUCCGUGGAGCGCAUCCCGGGGCUGCGGGACAGUGGCUGGCGAGCCCGAGCCCGACGUCGACCUCGCCGCCUUGCGAGCCGUGCUGCACGCUGUGAGUCUACUCUGUGUGGUUAGCUGCGGAGUAUCCGUGGAGCGCAUCGCGGGGCUGCGGGACAGUGGCUGGCGAGCCCGAGCCCGACGUCGACCUCGCCGCCUUGCGAGCCGUGCUGCACGCUGUGCGGAGUAUCCAUGGAGCGCAUCCCGGGGUUGCGGGACAGUGGCUGGUGAGCCCGAGCCCGACGUCGACCUCGCCGCCUUGCGAGCCGUGCUGCACGCUGGGAGUCUACUCUGUGUGGUCAGCUGCGAAGUAUCCGUGGAGCGCAUCCCGGGGCUGCGGAACAGUGGCUGGCGAGCCCGAGCCCGACGUCGAUCUCGCCGCCUUGCGAGCCGUGCUGCACGCUGUGAGUCUACUCUGUGUGGUCAGCUGCGGAGUAUCCGUGGAGCGCAUCCCGGGGCUGCGAGACUGGCUCGCGAGCCCGAGCCCGACGUCGACCUCGCCGCCUUGCGAGCCGUGCUGCACGCUGUGAGUCUACUUUGUGUGGUUAGCUGCGGAGUAUCCGUGGAGCGCAUCGCGGGGCUGCGGGACAGUGGCUGGCGAGCCCGAGCCCGACGUCGACCUCGCCGCCUUGCGAGCCGUGCUGCACGCUGUGAGUCUACUCUGUGUGGUCAGGUGCGGAGUAUCCAUGGAGCGCAUCCCGGGGUUGCGGGACAGUGGCUGGUGAGCCCGAGCCCGACGUCGACCUCGCCGCCUUGCGAGCCGUGCUGCACGCUGGGAGUCUACUCUGUGUGGUCAGCUGCGGAGUAUCCGUGGAGCGCAUCCCGGGGCUGCGGGACAGUGGCUGGCGAGUCCGAGCCCGACGUCGAUCUCGCCGCCUUGCGAGCCGUGCUGCACGCUGUGAGUCUACUCUGUGUGGUCAGCUGCGGAGUAUCCGUGGAGCGCAUCCCGGGGCUGCGAGACAGUGGCUCGCGAGCCCGAGCCCGACGUCGACCUCGCCGCCUUGCGAGCCGUGCUGCACGCUCUGCGGAGUAUCCGUGGAGCCCAUCCCGGGGCUGCGGGACAGUGGCUGGCGAGCCCGAGCCCGACGUCGACCUCGCCGCCUUGCGAGCCGUGCUGCACGCUGUGAGUCUACUUUGUGUGGUUAGCUGCGGAGUAUCCGUGGAGCGCAUCGCGGGGCUGCGGGACAGUGGCUGGCGAGCCCGAGCCCGACGUCGACCUCGCCGCCUUGCGAGCCGUGCUGCACGCUGUGAGUCUACUCUGUGUGGUCAGGUGCGGAGUAUCCAUGGAGCGCAUCCCGGGGUUGCGGGACAGUGGCUGGUGAGCCCGAGCCCGACGUCGACCUCGCCGCCUUGCGAGCCGUGCUGCACGCUGGGAGUCUACUCUGUGUGGUCAGCUGCGGAGUAUCCGUGGAGCGCAUCCCGGGGCUGCGGGACAGUGGCUGGCGAGUCCGAGCCCGACGUCGAUCUCGCCGCCUUGCGAGCCGUGCUGCACGCUGUGAGUCUACUCUGUGUGGUCAGCUGCGGAGUAUCCGUGGAGCGCAUCCCGGGGCUGCGAGACAGUGGCUCGCGAGCCCGAGCCCGACGUCGACCUCGCCGCCUUGCGAGCCGUGCUGCACGCUGUGCGGAGUAUCCGUGGAGCGCAUCCGGGGGCUGCGGGACAGUGGCUGGCGAGCCCGAGCCCGACGUCGACCUCGCCGCCUUGCGAGCCGUGCUGCACGCUGGGAGUCUACUCUGUGUGGUCAGGUGCGGAGUAUCCGUGGAGCGCAUCCCGGGGCUGCGGGACAGUGGCUGGCGAGCCCGAGCCCGACGUCGACCUCGCCGCCUCGCGAGCCGUGCUGCACGCUGUGAGUCUACUCUGUGUGGUCAGCUGCGAAGUAUCCGUGGAGCGCAUCCCGGGGCUGCGGGACAGUGGCUGGCGGGCCCGAGCCCGACGUCGACCUCGCCGCCUCGCGAGCCGUGCUGCACGCUGGGAGUCUACUCUGUGUGGUCAGCUGCGGAGUAUCCGUGGAGCCCAUCCCAGGGCUGCGGGACAGUGGCUGGCGAGCCCGAGCCCGACGUCGACCUCGCCGCCUUGCGAGCCGUGCUGCACGCUGUGAAAAACCACGCCGCCGCAUGGCCGUUCCUGAAGCCCGUAGAUAAGUCUGAAGUGCCAGAUUACUACGAUCAUAUCAAAUAUCCGAUGGACCUCCGCACAAUGGGCGAACGUCUCAAGUCCCGCUACUAUGUAUCGAAGAGGCUGUUCAUUGCGGACAUGACGCGGAUAUUCACCAACUGUCGCCUCUACAACUCCCCAGACACGGACUAUUACAGAUGCGCGAACCUCCUAGAGAAAUACUUCCAUACAAAGAUGAAAGAAGCCGGCCUUUGGGACAAAUGA